This is a messenger RNA of Neoarius graeffei (lesser salmon catfish), 3541 nucleotides long. RefSeq names its product sema domain, immunoglobulin domain (Ig), transmembrane domain (TM) and short cytoplasmic domain, (semaphorin) 4Gb (gene sema4gb). Gene Ontology annotation, molecular function: semaphorin receptor binding; chemorepellent activity. The record is from RefSeq and is a predicted model, not a curated record. The transcript has 14 exons. The coding region runs from base 9 to 2663 and encodes 884 amino acids. Lineage: Eukaryota; Metazoa; Chordata; Actinopteri; Siluriformes; Ariidae. Gene Ontology annotation, biological process: negative chemotaxis; positive regulation of cell migration; neural crest cell migration.
CUAAUAUCAUGAUGGUCUUGACACAUCCUGAGUUGCCUGCCAUCACACUCGCACUUCUGUGCAGCUCAGCAUCCGUGCUGUGGGGCUUCCCAUUUGGACCUGUGCUUGAGCUAGAUGUCAUUCCUAGGACCACUGUGCCUUUUAAUGGGCUUCUGGGAUGUAAUCAUUUUCGUAGUCAGACUGUAAAUUACAGUACUCUGCUGCUGGAGGAUGGAGCUGACAUUUUGUACAUAGGGGCCAGAGAGGCCCUGUAUGCCCUGGACACAGCCAACAUCUCAGCUAUCCGCAAUAAAAGUUCUAUUGAUUGGGCUGCGUCUGCAGAGCAGAAGAAACAAUGCUUAAGCAAAGGAAGAAAUGAUCAGACAGAAUGCUACAAUUAUAUUCGGUUUCUUGACCGGUAUAACGAGACGCAUCUCUACACCUGUGGGACCCAUGCCUUCCGACCUCGCUGCGCAUACAUAGAUGUGGCGCGGUUCAGCUUUGUGCGUUUUGAGGAAGGUAAAGAGAAAUGUCCCUAUGACCCAGCCAAAGGUUACACUGGGUUCAUUGUCGAUAGUGAGAUGUACUCUGCCUCACAGUAUGAAUUUCGUAGCUCCCCUGACAUUCGUCGUAACUUUCCCUUUCCCAACCUGAAGACAGAAGAUGCUCCAAUUAGAUGGCUCCUGGAGGCGGACUUUGUUGGCUCAGCACUGUUGAGAGAAAGCAUCAACAGCUCCACUGGGGAUGAUGACAAAAUUUACUUCUUCUUUACUGAGAGAAAUCCAGAGCAGAAGCCUUACUCCAGUCAGACCAGAGUGGCCAGAGUGGCCAGGGUCUGUAAGAGUGACAUAGGAGGUCAAAGGAUUCUUCAGAGGAAGUGGACCUCCUUUUUGAAGGCCCGACUUGUGUGUUCUUUCCCUGAGUACGAGUUGCAGUUUAACAUCCUGCGUGGUGUGUAUGUGCUGGAAGGACCUAAUGCUCAUGACAGCCUCAUAUUUGCGGUGUUCGGACUUGAAUGGAAAAACGUUAAGACAUCUGCAGUUUGUCAAUACUCUAUCAGAGAUGUCCAGGCUGCAUUUCAUGGCCCUUACAUGGAACUCCAAGACUCUAAAUGGGGGGAAUACACUGGAAAAGUUCCGGACCUUAGGCCUGGCUCAUGCAUAACUGAUCAGCACCGGGCUCAGCUCAUAAACACAUCACGGGAUCUGCCAGACAACGUGCUCAUGUUUGCUCGAAGACACCCUUUGAUGGCCAAAGAAGUCCAGCCAACAGGAGGGCGACCCCUACUGUUCAAAAAGAGCACUGACUACACCAGGAUAGCUGUUCAUAAGGUCACUGCCUUGGAUGGGAACACCUAUAACAUGAUCUUCACUGGAACAGAUGAUGGGUGGUUGCAUAAGGCUGUACAGCUUGGAGAUCGGGUGCACAUAAUUGAGGAGCUACAACUGUUUAAGGAGCCACAGCCUAUAAACAACAUGGUUAUUUCAUAUAAACAGAGAAGUAUAUAUGUGAGUGCUGCGUUGGGAGUAGUGCAGGUGCCUCUGUCUUCCUGUAUGCGCUACACCUCAUGUUAUGGCUGUGUGUUUGCACGAGACCCACUAUGUGGCUGGGAUGGGAGACAGUGUGUUGAAAUAUCAACAUACAGUGCCAGGUCCAACUUAACUCAGGACAUUCAGAUGGGUAACAGAGGGUGUGACAACAUCACAGAGGAUGGUUUUGUAACUCAUCACACUCGUUCAGUGACUGUGGGACACGACAUGCUCUUGCUUUGUGAGCUUCGCUCCAAUCUGGCAGUUCCCCACUGGACUCUGAAUGGUGAACAGUUGCAGGGUUACGCUGUGGACACUGGCUACCGGAUCGGUACUGAUGGCCUCCUUAUAAUUGGGGCUCAGACCUGGCACAGUGGCCAUUACCGCUGUUAUGCUGUGGAGAAUGCUGUUUGGAUUCCCAUACGCAGCUACAUGGUUAGGGUGCAGCCUGUUCCUCCACCUUCACCCCAUCUACAGGUACCCACAGAUCCAACUGCCCUACCAGAGAGGUUCUUCACCACUAGCACACUAUUUGUCAGCCCCUCUAGUGAAUCCACAGAGCAUCCCCUGCCCCCACUACCCUCCAUGCCUGAGUUCCACACUAACCGACACAUGGAGGCUAUGUAUAUCUCGCUGGUGGCUAUUUUAGGUGGACUCUGUCUUGUGCUAACUGUGGUGCUGCUGUAUGUUAGUUUCUGUGUACAUAGUGCCCCUGGUCACAGGAAGUAUUCUCACCAAGAGCUGUCCAUUACCCCUACCACAGAGAGAAAACGGAGCUCUCACGUGGAGCUGAAGACAAUCUCCAGCCACUGCAAUGGGAGGACUGAUGUGCUUUAUGGAGGACCAUCAACAGAUGGAGAAUUCCUGCAAAUUAUUCCAGAUGAUGGGCAGGUCAACCCUAACAAAGAGCCUCCUCCAGCUCCUCCACUCCCCAUGCCACCUCCAUUGCCAUCCACAGAGUACACAAACGGCUUGUCGGCCACGUUACCCAGCGUUUUAAGGAAAAUAAAUGGGAACAGCUACAUGCUCCUGAAUCAGAUGGACUCGGAUAUUACCUCACCUCUUUACCAUUCUUUCACAGAGGAGCUCAACAGGAUCUUAGAGAAGAGAAAACACACACACCUGGAUAUGCAGCCAGAUGAAAGCUCUGUGUAGCCCCAUCUCUCUGUCAUAAGGGUAGUGGCACCUUUUUGGAGGGAGGCUUAACUGUUGUUGGAGCUGUAUUUUAUUAAAUAAAAUAAAUGUGGUGUAUUAUGCUGUAUGUAUUUGCACUGUAUCCUGAUGUACACCUGAAGUCCUAUAGAUAUUAUGAACCAUGAUUUGGAUGUUUUUGUUACUGAGGACUUUGCGAACUAUAAUAACAUCAUAAUAUGUCUAAUAACAUUGUGUUUUAAAACAAAUAUUUAUUUUAUCUGAAGUGGGAAGGGAAAGACCUCAAAUAGAGAUCAUGUUCUCAGAGGACUCUGAGAGCAUGAAUAUGCAGAACAAAAGGACUAAAUACAAAGAUAUGUUCACUGACUGGGUUGAAAAAAGCAAUGUAAAUACAUUGAUAAUCAGUGUAUGUACAUUUAUAUUAAUUUAUUAUGUGUCUCUUACUGCAAGGGUUCUUGACCUCUGGUCACUGGGGCUCCUGGCCUUGCACAAAUUACAGAAUUCUAAUACAGCAGAUCCAGGAAAAAUCUUCAAGCUGUGCUUAUCAUCACCCAGUGAUAUUUAACUGCAAAAUAUGAUCUCAUUGAUGAUAGUUAGCAAAUGUAAAUUGAUUUUACAGCUUAUAUAACAGUUGUAGCUCUCAAAUAAUUAAAAUUGGAAAUAUGAAAGGCUUAUUCAGUAGAGGAUCUUAGUGAAGUGAAGAGACCAAGCCUGGAUGAUAAAGAACCAGAACAAACUUGGCAAAUGGAAAACAUGCUGUGAACAAUCUUAAGCCAGUGCUGAAGCCUAUUUUUGUCAUCAACAUAAAUACAUGGUAUUUUUCAUUUAUAGCAUUUGGUGGCUCCCAUUUUUUCACAAAUUGACCACUUUACUAACAAAUA